AUGACUCAUCACGGUGGAUAUGAUGAUCGGAGGAGAUCGCCGCCAUACGAUUCUUCGAGCGAUCGAAGCUCCCGUCACCAUCAUCAGCAUAAAAUUCGUAACUCGGAUGACAAGGAAUUCAGGAGUAAAGAGCGGAAUGGAGAUUUUGAGAAACAUCAACAUCGAAAGCAAGAUGAACGGGCAAUUUCAAGAAAACGUGAGAGAAAAUGCAGUGAUGAGGAUUAUGGAAAUAGAGGAGAUCGUGAAUCUAGCAGGUAUCACAAGCAUGGUAAAAAUAGAGAAAGCCACCAUAGACGGAGGUCACCGAGCCGAUCGGAUGAUAAACCCAUUAGCAAGCGAACAAGUGGUUUUGAUGUGGCGCCACCUGUUACUACUGUUAUGACAAAUCCAUCAGAACAAUUAAAUGGAGCUUCUGUGGCUUCUCAAUCAGUCUCUGGAGUGCUGCCAAACAUGCUUGCUUCUCAGACAACUCAGGUUAACAUGUUAGGUUCAGUUUCAGCAUUGCCAGUUCAAGUAACUCAGCAGGCAACAAGGUUUGCGCGUAAAGUGUAUGUUGGUGGCCUGCCUCCUCUGGCUAAUGAGCAGACAGUCUCCAGGUUUUUCAGCCAUGUUAUGAACGCUAUUGGUGGAAACUCAGCUGGUCCAGGUGAUGCUGUCGUGAAUGUCUACAUUAAUCAUGAAAAGAAAUUUGCAUUUGUGGAGAUGAGAACCGUAGAAGAGGCAAGCAACGCUAUGGCUCUUGAUGGAAUUGCGUUUGAGGGAGUUUCGGUGCGAGUCAAAAGGCCUACAGACUACAGUCCUUCCCAGGCGGCAUGCCUUGGUCCUAGCCAACCGGGUCCAUAUCUGAAUUUAGCUGCUGCUGGACUGACACCUGGAAUGUCUACUGAAGCUGAUGGAGCUGAUCGUAUUUUUCUUGGUGGGGUGCCCUACUAUUUUUCUGAAACUCAGAUAAAAGAAUUGUUGCAACAUUUUGGACCUUUGCGAGGACUUGACCUUGUUAAAGAUAGAGAUACUGGAAACUCCAAAGGAUAUGGAUUCUGCAUCUACAAGGAUCCGUCAGUCACAGAUAUUGCUUGUGCGGCUCUAAAUGGCUUAAAAGUAGGUGAUAAGACGCUUACUGUUCGGCGUGCCACCAUCAGUGGACAUUUAAAACCAGAGCAGAGUGAUACACUGGUUCAGGCACGGGAACAGAUAGCAAUGCAGGUUUUAUGCUAA
Molecule: messenger RNA, 1215 nt
Organism: Striga hermonthica
Lineage: Eukaryota; Viridiplantae; Streptophyta; Magnoliopsida; Lamiales; Orobanchaceae
Source: the annotation of a GenBank genome assembly